This is a messenger RNA of Aaosphaeria arxii CBS 175.79, 1796 nucleotides long. RefSeq names its product FAD/NAD(P)-binding domain-containing protein. Gene Ontology annotation, molecular function: monooxygenase activity. The record is from RefSeq and is a predicted model, not a curated record. NCBI's taxonomy places the organism in Eukaryota, Fungi, Ascomycota, Dothideomycetes, Pleosporales. Gene Ontology annotation, biological process: secondary metabolite biosynthetic process. The transcript is spliced from 5 exons. The coding region runs from base 166 to 1659 and encodes 497 amino acids.
CAAUUAUCCCGAAAGCGACGGGGGUUACAUUGUAGACUCUUUAAAAUGUCCUGAGAGGUCAUCGUCGGCGUGCUUAUGACCAGCAUCGUCUUUGACUUCAUCGCAGCGCGCAUACGCAUCAAUACCUCUAACCGCCGUUGACCAUUUUCCAAUUGAACCAACGCCAUGCCUCACGCUCUUACGGGACGCGACUCCACGAUGGAGUCGAGGCCGGUCGGAACUUACGAUUCGACUGGCAUCGACGUCCUCAUUGUAGGCACUGGGCUCGCGGGACUUGUAGCUGCGCUUGAAUGCGUGCGCAAAGGUCACAACGUCCGAGUAUUGGAGAGGAACGAGAGCAUCAACACUGCAGGUGACAUGUACUUCAUGGGACUUAGUGCAACGCGCUUCAUGAAGCACUGGCCAGAACUACAAGAAGAAUACAAGCGCAUCUCGCUGCACAACGCCUGGAUUGAAACAUUCAAGCAUUCAGGCGAGGUCAUCAUCAAGCCUCUCCGCGUUGCGGACAGACUUCGCGACCAGGGCCUUGACCCAGAUACGCCUCCGGGAGAGUUCCAGAUGCGUCCGCUCGUUUACAAGAUGUUUGUCAGUGCCGUGGAGAAGCUUGGCGUUUCUGUCGAGUUCAACCGUCGUGUCGUCGAUUACUACGAGGAUGAGGAGAAAGGAAAAGGUGGAUGUGUCACGGAUGACGGGAAGAGGUACGAGGCGGAUGUCAUCAUUGCUGCCGACGGCGUAGGCUCGAAGAGCCAGAAAUUGGUUGGAGGACAAGUAAGAGCUAGGCCGAGUGGGCGUGCGAUGUGGAGAGCGGCGUUCCCCGUUGAGUACUUGGAUCAGAACCCUAAAGUCAAGGAGUUCUUCAAGUUGAUGCCGAACAAGGAGUCCAUUGUGAGAACCUGGUUGGGUCCUUCUACCUAUGCGCUUACCUUGACUCGCGAGGAUGUCAUGGUCUGGAUCAUGAAUCACGAUGUAACCGGUACUGAGAAAGAGAACUGGAACAACACCAUCGAUAAAGAGGAGGUAUUGGAAGGCAUGGACAAGAUGCCCGGCAUGGAAGUUCACAAGUGGGCACCCAUCUUCAGGGAACUUGUUGAAUGUACGCCACCGAACACGAUCGUCAACUUCGAGCUUCUCUGGAGAGACCCCCAGCCGAGCUGGACCUCGCCAGGCGCGCGCGUCAUCCAAAUUGGAGACGCAGCCCACUCCUACCUGCCUGCCAGCGGCAAUGGUGCCACUCAAGCUAUCGAGGAUGCCAUUUCCAUCGCAAGCUGUCUCGAGAUUGGCGGCAAGGACAACGUCCCGCAGUCCGUCCGCACGCACAUUAGGUUCCGUUUUAUCCGUAAUGCCUGCGCACAGAAACUCGGCUUCUCCAACGCCGAGCUUCUCCAGGACACAGACUGGGACAAGGUCAAGCUCGACCCACGGCGCGCGGCACCCAAGCUCCCGCGAUGGGUCUGGUCGCACGAUCCUGAAGCCUAUGCGUAUGAGAACUACCACAAGGCGGUGGAGAGCAUGAAGAAGGGCGUGCGAAUGGAGGACGAGCAAGGAUUUGAGCCAAACUAUCCGAGAGGGUACAAGUAUGAACCUUGGAGCAUCGAAAAGAUUAUGGAGGAUAUGAGGGCUGGUGUGCCAAUUGAGUUGGGUGCUGGGGAUUGGGAUUGACUGACGUGGCUGGAUGGAGUACUUGAUGGAAUAAUUGACGACCCAGAUCCUUUUUUCUGUGCGGAGUAAGGGGGCCAGACAUUGUCGUUAGAGUUUGUUUAGCAGCGGAGGCUCAAAUUACGAUAUCAGCAUCAUCC